UUAUUUAGUUAUCAAUAUGAGUCAGGACAAAUUAAAGAAUUUGAAUUUUACAAAAUUAUGUACUAUUUAUACAUAUUUUGCAUAUUCAUAAUUUGUUUUUUAUUUUUUUAUUCAUACUGAUUGACAAAAUUGUCCAUAGCCAAAAAACGGAUGUAUCUUAGCAACCAUUAUGUUAUUGUUUAUUCAAUCAUUUCUGUGCAAUAGUGAUUUAAAGUUGAAAAGGAGUCCAUUUUGGUUUGAAUUAUUUCAUCUUUUAAAGCAUUAAGAAUGGAAUUCACUGUUUCUAACAUAGAAAAAUUAGCUGAUUUACUAACACCACCUGAACCAGAUGUUUUACAAGGCGAUGACCUACCUAAAACAACCGAUUAUGAAAUCACAGCUUCGAGAGAUAAUAAAAAAUCUGAGACAGCGAAAACUUAUAAGACCAUUGAAGAAUAUGAGACCCAACAAGCUGAAGACGCGGAUUUGAUCGGUACAACUGGAUUAAGAGUAGAAGACCGAAAGUCACCAGCCUAUACUAUGAAUUACCAACAAUCUGUUAGCGCUGAAGAUGUGUUUUUACAGAUGGGUCCAAAAACACCGUCUUCAGCCAGUUGCGAGAAUUUAAUCGUUAGAGUCGUAAUGACAGGAGACAAAAAAGAAAACAUCGAUUUAUCCGUUGAUACGAAAAGUGUCACUAUCGCAUCAUCUCGCUACUAUUUGAAACUACCGUUGCCUCACGAAAUUAAUCCUGAUACGUCAAAAGCAAAUUGGGACAAUGCUGAAGAGUCACUGGUGUUGACGCUGAAGUUAAAUAGAGAAUUUGAUUUCGUUAAUUUCUGAAGCAUUCUGAGAUUUAA
Vanessa atalanta (red admiral) is the source of this 839-nucleotide messenger RNA. It is a transcript of the gene Dnaaf6, whose product is annotated as dynein axonemal assembly factor 6. Gene Ontology annotation, cellular component: cytoplasm. NCBI's taxonomy places the organism in Eukaryota, Metazoa, Arthropoda, Insecta, Lepidoptera, Nymphalidae. Gene Ontology annotation, biological process: axonemal dynein complex assembly. The transcript has 3 exons. Bases 268 to 822 code for a protein of 184 amino acids. Gene Ontology annotation, molecular function: dynein intermediate chain binding; protein-folding chaperone binding. The record is from RefSeq and is a predicted model, not a curated record.